GCGUGUUAACAUAUUCUAACAGUGUAAAAAUACAAAAUUCUGUAAAAGAAAACAUUUUCAAGUGUUUUAUUAAAACAAAAAAAAAAUAUGAAAUAAAAUAAAAAUAAUAAUACAAAACAAAUUGUACAGCUAGAACGUUUUUUAUUUCAUAAAGAUUGUCAGUGUUUUACCGUAUUUUUAUGAUUUCAAAUGAUAUAAAAAAUAAUUUGCGGAAAUUGUUUAGAAAUAAACUGAGUGAAUAAAAAAGGAAUUGCUGAAACAAUAUUUGUGCAAAAAAGUAUUUUAAAUAUUUUAUCAGUUACUUAAAAAAGAUCGGCCGCAAUUAUUAUUUCAUACCCCCAAGAUAAGUCAAAUAAUAACCUACUUACAGGAUAUUCUUAUUUACUUACACACAUACAUACUUACAUUCAUAUAACGUACAUACCUGCCUACGCCUAAACGCACGCUAAACAUUUACGCUCAUUAGAUUUGAAAUACAAGUAAAACAACAACAACAAUUUAACGUUUAGCGCCUCAAGUGGCAGACACAACUAAAUGGCCAAGACGAAACAACAACAAUUACUGGUGAUUUAUUUAACAAUAUGUUUGGUCGUUGUAUCACUGCUAAUGAAAGUGGAUAGUGUGAGAGCAUCGAGUAUUCCACUUGACGGAAACGGAAAUAUGUUGCAACAACAGCAGCAACAACAGCAGCAAAUCGAUAACAAUGUGCAGGAGCAUAAUUAUAUUAUGGAUCAAGCGAAACAAAGACCUGCAGUACCCAAAAAUGCUAACAUAUUGGAAGAUGAUGAUGAUGACAAGGGGAAUAGCUUAAAUGAGGAUUUAACCAGAAAUCAAUUAUUUUUUGGUCAUGAUGCCCUAAACAUGGUCAAAAGAGCACCCGGUGGUUUUGUGGGUAUGCGUGGUAAAAAAUUCUACUACGAUGAGGACGAAAGCAACAUUGCAAACGAUAAUAGUCUCCCCUGGAACCAGUUGCACAAUUCCGAUGAAGACAUAACCUGGGAUGAAUAUGCCAAACCAAAUGUUAGACGUUAUAAAAAGGCACCCACAGCUUUUUAUGGAGUACGCGGCAAAAAGUUUGCCACCAUGAAUGGUGGCAAUCCCAAUAAUGACAAUCAUCGUUGGCAAGAAUUCCUACAAAAACUGGAAGAGGAACGGGUGCGUGAUGCUAUAUUACAAAAUUUUCUCGAUAGUUUAACUGGCACACAAAAUGAUCUACCCAACGAAAUGGCAAAGAGAGCGCCCACCGGUUUUACUGGAGUACGUGGUAAACGUCCAGUAAUGGAUGAACUUGAUUCUUCAAUGGAAACUUUAACGAAACGUGGUUUGGGCAAUAAUGCAUUUGUUGGUGUGAGGGGUAAAAAAGAUGUGUCACAUCAGACAUUUAAGAGAUCGCCGUCGGGGGCAGAGCGUUAUUUUUUUGUUUUUUGGAAAAAGUCUUUACCAGCCGGUGGUGGAAAACGUCAACGUUUCGUCGACUUCAAUAACAAAUUUGUAGCUGUCCGAGGAAAGAAGAGUUCCUACGAUGGCAUGAAUGCGUUUAAUGCCUUCGACAACAGCAACAUCAACAACCGGUCACCAUUGUCAUCGGCAACUAUGAGUCUACUUUAUGGUAAACGUGCACCCAACGGGUUUCUUGGUAUGAGAGGAAAGCGUCCGUUUACAACUGAUGACAUUUUAUCUGUAAACUAAAGCUGGAAACCCAAAAUAUUUGAACCAACAAUUUGAAGAAAUUUUCGUGUAUUUAUGUAUGUUUGGCAUCAAUAGCAGAAGCAGCCGACAAAAUUAUCAAUAUAAUACGAGAACUAAAAUUAAUUGUUUUAUUUAAUUUUAAUUAUACAACAAUAAUAUUUAUGGAAAUACAUAUUUGUUUUACUAAAAAACACUACAUAGAGUAAAUGCAUUCUAAAUAAUAUAAAAGGGCUGGUAUUAUUUAGAGUGUUAUUAUAAUUGUUUAUUUAUAAAAUUGUCUAUUUUAUUUUUUAAUUAAAAUUUUUGUUUUAAACUAAUAUUUGUGAAAGCAAACCACACUAGAAGUUUCCUAUAUAAUGCAUGAAAUGCAACAAAAAUUAAUAAUUACUUUCUAACA
This is a messenger RNA of Calliphora vicina (urban bluebottle blowfly), 2086 nucleotides long. RefSeq names its product Tachykinin (gene Tk). Lineage: Eukaryota; Metazoa; Arthropoda; Insecta; Diptera; Calliphoridae. The transcript has 6 exons. The coding region runs from base 535 to 1689 and encodes 384 amino acids. The record is from RefSeq and is a predicted model, not a curated record.